AUGCCUGAAAAUUUAGUAGAAGCCAUUACUGAAGUAGGAAAUGAGGAAGUUUCUCAAGAGGUUAAACAGAGCAAAGUUUCAUGGCAAAAGGAUUUGAACAUCGAGUCCCACAACUUUCCUAGACCUCAUCAUGGCCAUGACUCCAAGGCAGUAGAGUGGUCAGUGAUCUUCCACCUAGCAUUCCAAAGUAUUGGAGUAGUGUAUGGGGACAUUGGUACAUCACCUCUAUAUGUCUUUUCGAGCACCUUCCCCAAUGGUAUAAAGCACAAAGACGACAUCCUGGGAGUGCUUUCUUUGAUCCUAUAUACCCUCACCUUACUUUCUCUCAUCAAGUACGUGUUGAUUGUCUUGAAGGCCAAUGAUAAGGGCGAAGGAGGGACAUUUGCCUUGUACUCUCUCUUAUGCCGGUAUGCCAAGUUGAGUUUCAUCCCAAACCAACAGGCUGAGGAUUAUGAGGUGUCAAAUUACCAGAUCAAGUCGCCAAACCGUCGUGCACAGAGGGCAUCGUGGCUCAAGUCUAAGCUAGAGAAGAGCAAGUUUGCCAAGCAUUGCUUAUUGAUCGCCACAAUGCUUGGGACUUCCAUGCUUAUAGGGGAUGGUGUCCUCACUCCUUCAAUCUCAGUUUUAUCGGCUGUUGGUGGAAUCCAGGUAGCCAUACCAGCAAUAACAGAAGAGAUGAUUAUUUGGAUAUCAGUAGUUAUCUUGAUCAUCCUAUUCAUGGUUCAGAGAUUUGGAACUGAUAAAGUGGGGUAUAGUUUUGCUCCAAUACUUUGCAUAUGGUUUGCCUUUAUUGCUGGCAUUGGCCUCUACAAUUUCAUCAAAUUUGAUCCAACUGUUAUUAAAGCCUUAUAUCCAAAGUACAUCAUAGAUUAUUUUCAAAGGAACAAAAAAGAUGCUUGGAUUUCCCUUGGUGGUGUUAUCCUCACCAUAACAGGAACUGAGGCUUUAUUUGCUGAUUUGGGUCACUUCACAGCUCUAUCCAUUCAAAUUAGCAUGGGCUUUGUGACCUAUCCGGCUCUCCUUUUGGCAUACAUAGGACAAGCCUCCUUCCUCCGAAAGCACAGUGAUCUUGUUGCUAAUACCUUUCACAAGUCUAUACCAGAAACUCUAUUUUGGCCUAUGUUUGUGGUGGCCGUAUUAGCAUCAAUCAUAGCAAGCCAAGCCAUAAUUACUGGGACUUUCUCUAUACUCCAACAAUCUCUCUCAUUAGGGUGUUUCCCUCGGGUGAAAGUAGUUCAUACAUCAGCUGAGUAUGAAGGACAAGUUUAUGUGCCUGAAGCCAAUUACCUUCUUAUGCUGGCUUGUGUAGCUACCACUUUGGGUUUUAGGACCACAACUAACAUUGGCAACGCCUUUGGGUUAGCAGUGGUUAUUGUAAUGGUCCUCACAUCAUUUUUUCUAGUUCUAGUAAUGAUCUUGAUAUGGAAAUCCCACAUAAUUCUUGUUAUUUCCUACGUUCUUACCAUUGGCAGCGUGGAGCUUAUCUUUUUAAGUUCAGUCUUCUACAAAUUUGACCAAGGAGGAUAUCUUCCCCUGGCCUUUGCUGCAAUCCUAAUGACUGUAAUGUAUGUUUGGAACAACGUGUUCCAAAAAAAAUACUAUUAUGAGCUUGAGCAUAAAAUUUCUAUGGAGAAGUUGAAGGAAAUAGUUGCUGAUAACAGCUUUUGUCGAAUUCCUGGGCUAGCCAUGUUCUACUCAGAAUUUGUUCAAGGCAUUCCUCCAAUCUUCAAACACUAUGUGGAAAAUGUACCAGCAUUGCAUUCAGUACUUGUUUUCAUCACCAUCAAAUCAUUGCCCAUAAGCAAGGUUCAGCUGGAAGAGCGUUUCCAAUUUCAUCGAGUAGAGCCUAAGGAACAUAAUAUCUUUCGUUGUGUUGUGAGAUAUGGAUACACAGAUGUGCAUAAUGAGAAAGAGCCAUUUGAGAAGAUUUUGAUAGAAAGAUUGAAGAUGUUCGUUAGAGAUGAUUUUUGGUUGUUUCAGAAUAUUGGUGAGAAUGAUGGUGAAAUACUUGAUGAUGGGUUGGUAAACAAAAAGAAUGAAAAGGAGGAUGUGAAGGAGGUUGAAGAAGAUAAGCAAAAAGAGGCAGUGGAGAGAGAGAUGGAGGUAGUGGACAAAGCAUGUCAUGCAGGUAUAGUUCACUUAAUUGGUGAGACUGAAGUUAUUGCUAAUAAACACGCCAAUAUAGGCAAGAGAAUUAUGAUAGGUUAUGCUUACAAUUUCUUGAAGAAAAAUUUGGGAGAGAGUGACAAAGUGUUUGAUGUUCCUCACAAGCGUAUGAUGAAAGUAGGCAUGACUUACGAGCUUUGA
Molecule: messenger RNA, 2307 nt
Organism: Quercus lobata
Lineage: Eukaryota; Viridiplantae; Streptophyta; Magnoliopsida; Fagales; Fagaceae
Product: potassium transporter 5-like
Exons: 8
Coding region: 1-2307 (768 amino acids)
Biological process (GO): potassium ion transmembrane transport
Cellular component (GO): membrane
Molecular function (GO): potassium ion transmembrane transporter activity
Source: RefSeq, a predicted model, not a curated record